UCAGCUAUGUAAAAACGCAUACUAUAAAACAAAAACUUGAUUCCAAAACUCUCUCACACACAAACUCACAUUCCUUUUUUUAUUCGUCUAAUCUUUCUCUUGAUUUCUCUCAUGGCUAGGAGUAGUGGAAGCCUCAAAUUAGAGAUCAGCACCGACGACAAGACGCCGGGAAAGUGGAGCGUACCGCUUGGCGAGGACGUUUUCCGGAGUUUCUUGAGCAGCGGAGGAGGCUCGGAGAAGGUUGUGUUCAGCGAGGGAUCUAUUUUCAGCCCUUUUUUGUUCGGGAAGUACUUUGAUCCGUCAGAUGCGUUUCCUUUAUGGGAAUUCGAGGCGGAUGUUUUGCUGGGGAGCCUCAGGAGCUUAGGACAGAGUAGAGUCGACUGGUCUCAAACCGAUCAAGCUUAUGUCCUUAAAUCGGACCUCCCCGUGGUGGGGAAAAAUAACGUGCAGGUGUAUGUGGACGUUAAUGGAAAAGUGAUGGAGAUUAGCGGCCAAUGGAAAACGGCGGCCAACGGCGAUUGGAGAAGCUGCCGGUGGUGGGAAUACGGCUACGUCCGCCGUCUCGAGCUUCCCGGCGAUGCCGACCUCAAAAACUCCGAAGCUUUCAUCUCAAACAAAGACGGCUACUCUUUCUUAGAGAUCAAAAUCCCCAAGAACAAGUAUUAAUAUGUUGUGUCAUCCGUUGAUGAGCAUUAAUUUUAGUUUUUCUUAUGUAGAAUGAUAUGUAAUACUUUUCUGUGGUGGACACACAAAUAUCAUGAACGAUACUAUACAUGCGUAUAUACUAUAUUUGAGCGGAA
Messenger RNA from Brassica oleracea var. oleracea, 800 nucleotides. Its product is annotated as 21.7 kDa class VI heat shock protein-like. Lineage: Eukaryota; Viridiplantae; Streptophyta; Magnoliopsida; Brassicales; Brassicaceae. The coding region runs from base 112 to 666 and encodes 184 amino acids. The record is from RefSeq and is a predicted model, not a curated record. The transcript has 2 exons.